Amoebophrya sp. A25 is the source of this 841-nucleotide messenger RNA. Lineage: Eukaryota; Dinophyceae; Syndiniales; Amoebophryaceae. The record is from the annotation of a GenBank genome assembly.
AUGGAGGAGAUAUUGAACGACCGGCGAGCUCUCAGAACUUCUCUGGCCGUCCGCAGAAGGGGAAGAUGGCCUUUGCAUUCUUGCCCGAGCCACCGCUCUCUUGGAGCAGUCCGGAGGACGACAGCUCCUCUAACCCCGUGGUUGGCCAGUUGUGAAAUACCAUCCAAACAAUCCACUCUGCAGCGGAUGGGGCGAACAGUCGGGCAAACGGUACCCGAGGUAGGCAAAUUCUGUCUUCGCGUUCGCCCUUCGAUGUCUUCGGUCGGGAGAAGCACACCUUUGUUGAGGUAUCUAUUUCAGACACACGACGUCGCGACUCAAUGUAGGAUUCGCCUCUCUAUGCAAGAUCAAGUGAGUUAUGACACGGAAUUACAACUCUUCCCAACACUAACAUCGGUUAUAUAUUAUUCUUCGUUCUGACGAAUCAAUCGAAAAUACGAAUGACUAUGCAUGGCAUUCUUGAUGAUUUGGAAUUUUCUCUUCUCCGACAACAAACAGUCGUGGCACCAUAAUACUACAGAUUUUACAUUGCUACUAGAAGCGCCGCAUUCUUUCGUACUUGCAAGAGAAGGUCAGGGCACUCUUUCGUAUGCUAAAAAAUCGAAGCAGGUCUUGGCGUAUUCCUUAUCCCUAGAGGAAGAAGAGCGACGUCUUACCUGUAGCAUGACACAUAGGAUUUUUAGUACUCCUUUUCAAGCAUCCAUGAGGUGAAAGCAUUUGCGGCCUUCAUUAUGUAUUGUCGUCAGCAUGAAUAUGAUGAUAUAGAAAAUUUCAUUUUGUUAGAACAAGAGGACAGGCGGCUAGGCUUCUGGUCCGGAUGCGCUUCUGUGCGAAAUUGUAG